Messenger RNA from Trifolium pratense (red clover), 2982 nucleotides. RefSeq lists its product as uncharacterized. Bases 504 to 2612 code for a protein of 702 amino acids. The record is from RefSeq and is a predicted model, not a curated record. NCBI's taxonomy places the organism in Eukaryota, Viridiplantae, Streptophyta, Magnoliopsida, Fabales, Fabaceae. The transcript has 12 exons.
AAAACACAUUUUAAAUCACACAUUUUAAAUCAGGUGCUAUCCACCUGAUUUAAAACCUUCAGAAUUUAGGACCCGCUAUUUUGCUUCUUAAGUGAAUAAAUACUAAAUCAGGUAGACUGAUUUAAAAGAAUUAUUUAUUAUAAAAAAAAAUAAAAAUUGUUUCCCUCUCUUCUCUGUGAAAGAAAAUUCCUUUCCCCCCUUUAUUUUCAUUUAGCAAAAUUGAUUUCCCUCUUGUUUUUUUUCAUUCACCAGAAAACCCUAACAUCAGAGAACUUUUUCUUCACUUUCUCUCUAUCACGAACACAGAGACUUUUUCACUUUCUCUCUUCACGAACCCUAACAUCGCAGCUUCAAAUCCAUCGCCGCUUCCAUCGCAGCUUCCAUCGUAGAGCAGCUUCUCACACGAACAGAGCAGCUUCAAAUCCAUCGCCGCUUCCAUCAGAGCUUCAAAUCGACCAAAUCAGCUUCCAUCGCAAAGCCGCUUCUCACACGAACAGAGAGACAUGGAUGAUCCAUCAGCUCCUUCAUUAAGCGAGAAGGAUACUCAGCCAACCAAAAAGAGGGGUAGACGUGGAACACGGAUGAUAGAGUUGACACUGAGUAAUGUUAAGAAACCAAUUGAUUUCGAUCAAAAGACCAAACUACCUUUAGGGGCAAACAGAAAAAAGUUCAAGAGUCAUGUGGGUUCCGUUGCUCGAAAGACAGUCAGUAUUUUGGUGGAUGAAUGGGAACAUGUAGAUGAGAAUGUGAAGAAACAGAUUUGGGACGAUAUCAUGUUAACAUGGGAUAUUCGUGAUACUGAUAUUGGAAAAUUGAAAGACAAAUGGAUUUCCUAUGCGGGUGAGCGUUGGAGGGCAUUUAAAACGUCCCUAACAACGAGAUAUUUAAAUGAUGGGGUAAUGAGUGACAAAUCUCCUCUUGAAACAUAUAGCUUUCUUGAUGAGGAAACAUGGCAGGAGUUUAUUAAGACACGAGAGGAUCGUUCCUUUCUGGAGAAAAGAAAGAGGGGUCAAAUGGUUCAAGCUUGUAAUAAAUACCCUCACAUCAUGUCUCGUGGGGGAUAUGAGUUGAUUGAAGAAAAGAUGAUGCAAGAAAAAAUAAAACAAAGACAAGAGUCAGCUGGAGAGUCCCUACCUACACCUCCAUCUCCACCAAAACGCCAUGAGAAGUGGAUAGUGGGCCGAACAAAGCCAUCAGGAGAGUACACAUCAAAAGAAACACAAGUUGUUGCAGAUAAAAUUACUUCCCUGGUUCAAAAAACAGCUGAAGGAACCUUUGUUCCGCAAGGACGUAAUGAUAUCUUAACUGAAGCGAUUGGGCGACCUGAACACCCUGGACGUGUUCGUGCUGCCGGUCGAGGUGUGGGAAUUCGACAAUAUUUUGGUCCGCAAUCGCGUAGUGCUGCCUCUACCUCACUUGUUCUCAAUAGCACACAAGUGGAGGCCAUUAAAAUCGAGCUUACAAAGGAGAUUAGAGAGCAAUUGAUGCGGGAUAUAUCAUCUAUGCCUGUUUUUUCUCAACAAUACCCAAACUUCCCAACCUGCUCUCCUGAUAUACUUGCAAGCACAAAUGGUAGUUGUUCCGCGGUGCGGCAUAUACCAGUGGAUGAGGAUGAGGAAGAUAUCCCUGAUGAGUGUGAACUAUAUGUUGAUAAUAAACAUCACAUGGCAUAUGCAAAUGUGUACAACUUGGGACCUACCAUACAUAAUCAGCUGUUAGAUAAUGAUAUGGCAAGGGUGGCUAUAACCAAGGUGCUAGAUCCAAAUGUUCCCGUCCCCAGGCCCACGGAUGAGGUGACAAAAGUUGGUGAAGCCCUCAACAAUUUCAUUCAAUGGCCAAAAAGACUUUUGCGCCUUGUUGCUAAUAAGGAUGAUGAAGGAAAAAAGAAAGAUGUCCUUCCAUCUAAAAGGUCAGAACCCGAUAACACAUGUGCUGAAAAAUUGAUGUUAAAGAUAAUGUCGCGGAAGGAUGAUGUGAAGUUCAAGUUGGAAGGGGAUGCAUUUUUUUCUCUCCCAACCAGAGAUAUUAUGGAGUUGUGUCUGAAAACACAAGAUUUACGCGUCUCUAUUCUACGUAUAUGGGUGGUGUAUAUGAAACACCUUUGUACUCGGUUGGACAAGAGUAACAUGUAUGGUUUUAUUGAUCCUAAUUUCAUUCAACCACAAACUGAUCGAGCUGGUUCUCAGUCUUACAUAACUGAAAAACUGGUUGAGAAUGAGAAAUACUGUUUUUUUGUACCUUACUUACACAAUCAUCAUUGGCAAUUGCUCAUUAUUGAGCCAAAAACACAAAAUGUAAUCUUCCUAUGUUCAAAGGGGUUGAGGCCAGAUAAAAAUAUUGUUCUUAUUGUUGAUUCAGCUAUAAAUGGAUAUAAUAUGUUGAAAGGUUCAAGAAAACAGAGAAAGCCAACAUGGAAAACUACUCUCACAUGCCAAAGACAAUCUUUCAAUCAUGAGAGUGGUUAUUAUGUUUUGAUACAUAUGUUGAACAUUGUAUCUGCCGGUAUUGUUAAUUCAUGGAAUCAGGUAUUUGGAGACUCAACACCAUUUCACGAGGACGAAGUUUCGAAUGUUCAAGAACGUUUAGCAAAUUCGAUUCUUGAAUUUGUAUGAAGUAAUUUGAUUAGGGAGGAUUUUGAUCCUGUGUCUGCUGCAUUGUAACAAGAGGAUUUGGUGUUUUGUGCCUUUGGUAGGAGCCUAAGAUUGUUUAGAUUUAGUUUGGUUAGGCGUGUUUUGGUAGUAGCCUAAGAUUGUGUAGCUUUGCUUAGGCGUGUUUUGGUAGUAGCUAGUCUAAGAUUGUGUAGCUUUGCUUAGGCGUGUUUGUGCUUUUGUUUGGAGCCUAAGAUUGUUUCGUUUUAGUAGGAGAUAUUAAGAUUCGAUGGUACUUUUGGAAUAGAUUUUCAUGAAUAUUUUGUAACUGAAUUUAAUGACAAUUUGGUGAAUUUAAUGACAAUUUGGUGGUAUCAUAUUUGAUUUUCUGAUA